AUGAAACUCCCCGAUAAAAACAAAUCUAAAAAACAAAAAAUUAAAAAGAAGCCCAUAACAAAACCUAAAAAAGAAAAAGUUUUGGUUGUCGCGCAAGAAUUCAAAUUUGCGCGUUUACUUUCUGGAAAUGAAAAGAAAACUAGAGAUCGUGUUUUAAAGACGUUUAAAAAGUGGCUUUUAAAUUGUUUUGAAAAAGGAUACGAAUUUAAGGAAGAUGACUUCGUAAGAGUAUGGAAGGGUCUAUUUUACGCUGUAUGGAUGUCUGACAAGCCAUUGGUGCAGGAAGACUUAUGCGAAAGUAUUUCCGAGAUUUUGGAUUUAUUUCCUGCAAAUCAGUUUCAGUACGCUGUGAUGAUGAUGAAAGCAGGUUUUAAAGUACUGGCUACAGAGUGGUAUGGAAUAGACCAACAUAGAAUGGAUAAGUUUCUUAUGCUGGUUCGUCGCUACCUUAGAGGUAGUUUUCGUUGUUUACGAAGGUGUAAAUGGAGCAUUGAAAGUUGCAAAUUAUUUUCCGAUAUGUUAUGUACGGAGGAUGGUCUUCUAGCAAUAAAAACACCUCAGUAUGCCAGAAAUGCCACAUCCAUGGUUUUGCACGUCAUUGACUGUUAUUUAGAAGAACUUUCAAAGAUAUCGAAAGGACAAAUCCCAGAUGAAAGCCUGACAGUACUAAUGUACCCCUUCUCACAGCAAGUGUGUUUGGGGGAUGGUGUCAUCAGUAUAUCGUCUCGGAGGCUGUUGACUGCUUUGAUAAAACAGAGUGAUCUGGGGUUGGAAUAUGAGAGUGUUACGAGGGUGUGGCAGAAGAUGGGCUGUCCCCCCGGCGGCCCGGAGGCGCUGGAGGCCGAGUCUGAUGAUGAAGAGGAUCAGCCUGAGGACAUGGAUGAUGAUGAGAUGGGGAAUGGGGAGGAGGUUCUGGACCCUCGAGCUGGUCGCGUGGACGUGACCCUGGAGCCUCUCCCCGUGCCCUCUCCCCUCUUGGCGGAGCAGCUCCGGGGGCUGAUGGCCGCCUCCGCUUCCAGGGCUUUCAAGAGAGCAAAGUUGUGCUUGGAACGUUUCGAGGAGCUGUCCCGCAACAGCUACCCCCUGAAGGUGCCGGCGCCGUUCACCGCGGGGCUGGAACCGCCCCUGGCUGCUGCGGAGCCGAUGCAGGCCGCCUCCAGGCUCAGCAAGCUGGAGAAGACUCUCGUCAACUCGUCUGAUGAACUGGCUUUGAGGGGUCUGAGCCGCAAGCACCGCAAGCGCCUGCUCGCGCGGACCCGCGCCGGCCUCAGCAUCGUGGACGACGCGAACGACAACACAGACUCCACUAAUGGUGACUGGCUAGUUGAGACAACAAAAGAAAAUAAAAAUAACGAUACAAAUAAAGAAAAUAAAAACAAAAAGAAGAACAGAAAGAGGAAACACCAAAAAGAAGAUGGUGAAGGGGAAAAUAAUAAAAAACCUAAAACAAAUGAAAGUAAUCAAGAAAGUAGUAAAAAAAAGAAAAAAGAAUCAAAGAAUAGUGAAAAGAAAACGGAAGUAAACAAUGUUAAACAAAAAACACCUGAAAAUAAUGUAAAUAAAACAAAAAAUGUAAAUAAAAGUAACGAGAAUAAGGAUAAAUUAACAAAUGGUCCAAAUAAGCAAGGUUUAUCUGCAAAUAAUAAGGAAAACAAGAAAAACAAUAAAGAAAAGAAAAAGGAAAACAAAGAAGCACAAGAGAAGAAACAAACGGACAAACAGCCGAAAUUUCUAGUGACUAAAGUCAAGAAUUAUCAAAAACAAGUGAGCCCAAAGAAGGAGAGUCCGAAGAAAAUGAAAAAAGAUAAUCAAAACAAGCAAAUGAUGAUGGAUACGCCCAAAAAGGUCCAAGAAAAAAAGAUC
Brenthis ino (lesser marbled fritillary) is the source of this 1863-nucleotide messenger RNA. Lineage: Eukaryota; Metazoa; Arthropoda; Insecta; Lepidoptera; Nymphalidae. The record is from the annotation of a GenBank genome assembly.